Molecule: messenger RNA, 2323 nt
Organism: Culex pipiens pallens (northern house mosquito)
Lineage: Eukaryota; Metazoa; Arthropoda; Insecta; Diptera; Culicidae
Exons: 4
Coding region: 285-2273 (662 amino acids)
Source: RefSeq, a predicted model, not a curated record
UUUUCUCAGCUGUCUCUAGAGCACUUCGACGUCAGGGUACAAACUUCACGGGUUGCUUUGCUGUUCACCUCUCUUCACUAUUUAGUGUCAGUCAACUUUCCAUCAACUGUCAAAGUUCAACAAACUAUUCGAAGAAGUGUUGUGAAAUUUUUAAGGAAAUUAAUAGCUCAAUUUUACACUGUACGAUAGCGAACGACCUUGAGUGUUUAUGUAAUAAGCGAAUUAAGCGAUAAGGAAGUGGCCAGUUUCCGCGUUGAUAUUUACUGCUCAGGAAUUUUAGCAAAAUGUCCAAUCUCAGUGCAAUAUUUCGUCAAAUACUGCUGGUGAGCCCGCGUCGUGCUCCGAUUACGGCGCUAUCGUCGCGCCACAUUCACAACAAUCAGCCAGAAGCAGCCGCAGCAGCAGCAACACUUGAGGUUGAAGAGGUGCGAAUUCCGGUGCCGUACGGGGAGAUUGCCGGCAAGUGGUGGGGUCCGAAGGAUGUGCGUCCGAUCGUGGCCCUGCACGGGUGGCAGGAUAACGCGGGAACGUUCGAUACGUUGAUUCCGAUGCUUCCGCAGCACAUGAGCUUCCUGGCGUUGGAUCUGCCUGGACACGGAUUGUCCUCGCGGAUUCCCGAUGGAAUGACGUAUCACACGCUUGAUAGUAUAUAUCUGCUGAAGCGGAUCAUGAAGCAGUACCGGUGGAACCAAAUCUCGCUGCUCGGGCAUUCGAUGGGGUCGAUCGUUUGUAUGGUCUUUUCGGCGAUCUUCCGGGAUAAGGUCGAUUUGUACGUGGGGAUUGAUGCGUUGAAGCCUCACAUCGCGGAUCCGGGAAAGUUGGCGCCACGGUUGGAGAAGCGAAUACCGCAGAUGCUGCUGGCGGAUAUCCGGAACCAGGAAAAGUCGGAACCGCCGAGCUACACGUUCCAGGAGCUCGUGGAACGGUUGCAUUUAGGAACGAACAAGUCAAUCUCGAAGGAGGUCGCGCCGUAUCUGCUCACGCGUAACAUUGCCGAGUCGAAGAUGUACCCGGGCAAGUACUACUUCACCCGGGACAGCCGGCUCAAGUAUAGCGUGGGAACGGGCUGGGACCAGCAGGUUUGUCUGGAGAUGGGCAAACGGAUGACAAUGCCGUACAUGUUCAUCAAGGCGAAAAACUCGCCGUACUACGAAGACAAGAAGUACUUUGAAGAGUACGUGGCGUUGGUCAAGCAGGUGAAUCCGCUGUUUGAGCUGGAGUUUGUCGACAGUACGCACCAUCUGCACCUGACGGAGCCGGCCAAGGUCGCGCCGCUGAUUACGGCGUUCCUGUGCAAACACUGGAAGAAGGACGCUUGCAGUGGAGCGAGGCGCUAUCUGGUAGACCCGGAAGAAGUUCGAAUCCCCGUUCCGUUUGGAGAAAUCGCUGGAAAAUGGUGGGGCCCGCGAGACGUGCGACCCGUUCUCGCGAUCCACGGUUGGCUGGACAACGCCGGAACCUUCGACACGCUCAUUCCGCUACUCCCACAGCACGCUAGCUUCCUGGCUAUUGACCUGCCCGGUCACGGACUGUCCUCGCGAAUUCCCGCAGGCCUCAGCUACCAAAGCAUGGACCACGUAUAUCUAAUCAAGCGCAUUGUGAAGCACUACGGCUGGGAUCGUGUCUCCCUGCUCGGUCACUCGAUGGGCUCGAUCGUCAGCAUGGUCUACGCAGCCACCUUCCCGAACCAGGUCGAUCUGUACAUUGGCCUCGAUUGUCUCAAGUCCCACAUAACGGAACCCGCCGAAAUCGUACGCCGACUAGAAGACCGAAUCCCAAAAGGCUUGCUCGCCGACGAACGGAACCGCGAUCCAGCCGAACCUCCCAGCUACACCUACGAAGAACUGGUGGAACGACUCCAUUUAGGAUCAAACAAGUCCGUGUCAAAGGAGGUCGCGCCGUACCUGCUCAACCGGAACAUUGCCGAAUCUACAACACAUCCGGGAAGGUUCUUCUUCACCCGGGACAGUCGUCUCAAGUUUAUGCACAGCGUCAGCGUCGGAUGGAGUCAGGAAAUGUGUCUGGCGAUGGCGAAGCGGAUGGCCACGAUGCCGUACCUGUUCAUCAAGGCGACUGAUUCGCCGUACUACGAGGAUAAGAAGUACUUUGAUCAAUUUGUUGACGUGGUGCGGGGGGUGAAUCCGUUGUUCCGGCUGGAGUACGUCGAGGGUGGGCACCACGUGCACCUGUCGGAAGUGAACAAGGUGGCGCCGAUUGUGUCGUCGUUUUUGGAGCAGUACUGGAGGAGGGGUAGUCAGAGGGUGGCGAACUAAGGCUUGAAAAUUGACAAAUAAAACAUUACCUUGAAAAUUAGUAAUAAAAA